Brassica rapa (field mustard) is the source of this 1027-nucleotide messenger RNA. RefSeq names its product NAD(P)H dehydrogenase (quinone) FQR1. Lineage: Eukaryota; Viridiplantae; Streptophyta; Magnoliopsida; Brassicales; Brassicaceae. Gene Ontology annotation, cellular component: membrane. The record is from RefSeq and is a predicted model, not a curated record. Gene Ontology annotation, molecular function: FMN binding; NAD(P)H dehydrogenase (quinone) activity.
GCGGAGAUUUAAUUUGACGAGAAACAGAGGGGGGUGUUGAAGAUGAUCAUCUUGGACCUCUAUAAAUAGGCUCUUUCUGUAAUCUACUGAUUGAUCAAACAGAUAAAUCAAAUCAUCUAUCAUCCAAUAGGCGAAACAUUCACAAAGAAAAGCUUCAGAGAUGGCCACCAAAUUAUAUAUCGUGUACUACUCAAUGUAUGGUCAUGUUGAGAAACUGGCUGAAGAAAUAAGGAAAGGAGCUGCCUCUGUUGAAGGCGUUGAAGCUAAACUAUGGCAGGUGCCAGAGACACUCCCAGAAGAAGUACUCUCUAAGAUGAGCGCACCACCAAAGAGUGAAUCACCAAUCAUCACACCCAACGAGCUAACCGAAGCUGAUGGCUUUGUCUUUGGAUUCCCAACGAGGUUCGGUAUGAUGGCUGCUCAGUUCAAGGCCUUCUUGGACGCUACCGGUGGACUCUGGAGGACUCAGUCGCUCGCCGGUAAACCAGCUGGUAUCUUCUACAGCACUGGCUCUCAAGGUGGUGGCCAGGAAACCACCGCAUUGACGGCGAUAACUCAGCUGGUUCACCAUGGGAUGGUGUUUGUCCCCAUCGGUUACACAUUUGGUGCUGGAAUGUUCGAGAUGGAGAAUGUGAAAGGAGGUAGCCCGUAUGGAGCUGGAACAUUUGCGGGAGAUGGGUCGAGGCAGCCAACGGAGCUGGAGUUGCAGCAAGCGUUUCACCAAGGCAAGUACAUUGCAACCAUCACCAAGAAGCUCAAGGGAUCUACCACUGCUUAGAGCGCUUUUUAAAGAGUAUCAAGAAGGAAAAAAAAAGAUACCGGUUUGGUUCUGCUGUUUUAUACAUACAAUCAUAGAUUCUUUCUCUCUUUUGUGAUUUGUUCGGGUUUAAUUAUCUGUCAACUACAUGGUAUUAUUUUACAGUAAUAAUAAUUCUUGUCUUGGUUUUUACGUAUAGAUAUGUAAUGAUUUGUACUUGUGUUGCACUCCAAACAAAACUUUCAAAGUAAUUAUGUUUUAUGUUUGGUU